Messenger RNA from Alosa alosa (allis shad), 1197 nucleotides. RefSeq lists its product as uncharacterized. The record is from RefSeq and is a predicted model, not a curated record. The coding region runs from base 12 to 671 and encodes 219 amino acids. Gene Ontology annotation, molecular function: monoatomic cation channel activity. The transcript is spliced from 2 exons. Lineage: Eukaryota; Metazoa; Chordata; Actinopteri; Clupeiformes; Clupeidae.
CCUCAGUCACCAUGGCACACCAGCUCCUGCCAGUGCCACCCCUGAAGAAGAUGGGGUCACCGACCGCCACAGCGCUUGCCCUCGUUGUCCUGUUCCUAUUUCUCGAGCUUUUGUUUACGUUUGUUUUCUUGUGUCCCUGUGAUCCAAACUAUGGCAGACAUGUUUGUUUCUGCAUUCUGUACAUGCUGCUCCCUGCAUGCAUCUUGUUUUACGCCUGCCUCUUGAUGGACAACAAGCGUAUGGAGAUCUGCGGCUGGACCAGAGAGGAUUUCCCCCGGCCCUCCACCAAGUGCUGCACUGUGUUUCUGAGGGCGCUGUCCAUAGGCCUGGUUUGGGUAAUAAUAGCUCUCGUCAAUGGAGACUGGUAUGUGUGCUUAAGGACACAUAGCAAUGGUACAGCCGAGGAACAGCUUGCCUGCAAGUAUGAGGGAGACAUGACAAAACCUGAAAAGUUUGAAGUCAAGUAUUACACCAAUGUAUCUAGGUCUAUAGGCUUAGGUUUGAUUUUAGUAGUUUUGCUACUGUGGGUUGGAGGAUCCUGCCGACGCACGUCAUAUAGACAACAUCUGUUUGACCAGCAACUGGAGGAAGAGGCUGAAGAAAUUUUCAGACAACUGAUAGCUGAUGAAGCAAAACAGAAAUCAAGAGAAGGGGCAACGGAUAUAAGAUAAUGUGUUAUGAUUAUUGAAUGAAUUAUAUUAAUGGAGGAGUCAGACAUUUUUUAAGCCUAUGCAAUAUGGAACACCAAGACAAUAUUAUGUAAUGUCUUAUAAAAAAGCUGGACAUUUUCCAGAAAUAAUCAUUAAAUAGAUAAUCAGGAAAGGAUGGAUAACUUGUCUCAACAUAACAUUUUUGUAAAUGCUUCUGUUUUCCCAACAACAAUAUAAUCAGUCCUGACUUCUGUGUACUGAGAUCUUUCUCACCCCAAUGGACGAACGUCCAGGAAUCAGAGUUGCCUAACAGGCUGACAAUAUAAUAACUACAUUGCAAUGUUUAAUUAACUGACCCUGGCUUUUUAGUUUAGCUAUGUGGAAAGGUUACAUUAGUAUGAUACUAUUGUGCCAUAAGGACCAAGACUAGUUGGUCAUGAUUCUAAAGGACCAAGACUAGUUGGUCAUGAUUCUAGGUGACAUUUACAACUGAGAAAGAUUCCCACUGCUCUGCUGGUCAUUUGGAGGGCUCAUACAGAACACUAGA